Molecule: messenger RNA, 498 nt
Organism: Rangifer tarandus platyrhynchus (Svalbard reindeer)
Lineage: Eukaryota; Metazoa; Chordata; Mammalia; Artiodactyla; Cervidae
Source: the annotation of a GenBank genome assembly
AUGAGAGGCUGGGUGUGCGUGACCCCGGAUGCCACACCUGCGGAGGAGCCUGGCCAGCCUGACCGGGAGAAGCGUGGUGGCUGUCGGCUGAUUCAGAGCUGCUAUUCCCUGAGCGUGUCUGCAGUUGUGAACACAGCCGGGUUCCCCCUCAUGCUCUCGCCCCCACUUGAGGUGCCCGAGGCACCUCCCCCUCCCCCGAGGGACAGCAGCCCAGAGACCCUGCGCCUGGAAGGAGGAGGCCCAAGGUCAGACCGGACAGCUGUUGGGCCUCUGCUCAGCCUGCUAGGAGCCAUCCAGUGUCCUGACCCCACGGACGAAGACCUUCAAGAGGGGGCCUUCGGGGCAGCUCUCUGUGAGCUGGCACGUUUGUCCCUUGCUGUUCUCAAGGAUAAAAGUUUAGCACCCCGAGUUGGAUUGGAAGCAGGGCUUCUUCUCGGCCCCUCCAGCAUCGUCUGUGUGAGGCAGCACCUGGGCUGUGCUGACGUGGAAGUGCACUAG